AUGUAUUUGAUACCGCACUCGAGGCGACAUCUGCAGGUGACGGCAGACACCGCUUGCGCGUAUCCAGAGUUUGCUAGGCUAUCGACAGGAGUUAAGGGGAUGAACGCCACGGCUAAGGAUGACAAGAACCAACAAGUCGCGCGUAAGAAGAUGCUCGAUUUACGCAAUGUCAGCGUGGGAAAGGUUCCGCAGGACUCACCGUGGUUAAGAAGCGUCCGUUUGCAUUACACGCAGGAUGGCCAGUCCAAGAAUUGGGACGUAAUAAGGAUUCACGACAGCGUGUGUAUGAUUGUCUUCAACACAAGUCGGGAGAAGCUCGUAUUCGUCAGGCAAUUCCGUCCGGCAGUGUAUUACGCAUCCAUAUCGGAGAAGCAAGCUGCGAUCGAUGUCGAGCGUUAUCCUGCAACCCUGGGGCUGACCUUGGAACUCUGCGCUGGCAUCGUGGACAAGGACAAGUCUCUCGUCGAGAUUGCACGAGAAGAGUUGAAGGAAGAGUGCGGUUACGAAGCGCCCACUUCGUCAUUUAGGGAAAUUAUUACCUAUUUAUCUAGUGCUUCAGCUAGUGCAAAGCAAACUCUUUUCUACGUAGAAGUCACAGAUGACAUGCAGAUACACCCUGGUGGUGGUGACGAGUCCGAAGGUGAAGUCAUAGAAGUGGUGGAAUUGAGCAUUCCUGAGCUGAAGGAUUACAUGAGAUCCAAAAAACCAUCUAAAAUAAAUAAAAGAAGACAAAUUAAUUUGAGACUGGGAAUCGCUGGGAACCGUCGGAGUAUCGAGCUAUUUUCAAGUUACACAGAGGGUGCUCGGAGACUGGGAAUCGCUGGGAACCGUCGGAAUAUCGAGCUAUUUUCAAGUUACACAAAGGGUGCUCGAGUUUACAUAACUUUGACGACGCCAUUGAUUUUGCCUACUGUUAUGCCGUCUACGCCAAUGCAUGGGUCAGAGAGGCGAACUCAGCAGGGUUUCCGGACAUUUUUUCUUGAAGGCAAGGCACGCGAGAGACGAGACGGAUUUCCUAUGUUUCUACCAAUUACUAAAAAUCCACGGGAUAUGUGGGAAUUAAGAAUACGUAUAAAAAGUUAUUCGUCGUUAUCUUGAUGUGAAACGAAGGAAUUUAUUACGAAUCACUAAUGCGUGAAACUAAUUGGUGAAUAAUUCUGUCAAUUUAAAUAAAAGAAAUAAUUGCUUAUCGUA
Molecule: messenger RNA, 1194 nt
Organism: Wasmannia auropunctata (little fire ant)
Lineage: Eukaryota; Metazoa; Arthropoda; Insecta; Hymenoptera; Formicidae
Exons: 9
Coding region: 1-1098 (365 amino acids)
Biological process (GO): nucleoside phosphate metabolic process; ribose phosphate metabolic process
Molecular function (GO): UDP-sugar diphosphatase activity; metal ion binding
Source: RefSeq, a predicted model, not a curated record